Labeo rohita (rohu) is the source of this 488-nucleotide messenger RNA. Its product is annotated as cytochrome c oxidase subunit 8B, mitochondrial. The record is from RefSeq and is a predicted model, not a curated record. Lineage: Eukaryota; Metazoa; Chordata; Actinopteri; Cypriniformes; Cyprinidae. Gene Ontology annotation, biological process: mitochondrial electron transport, cytochrome c to oxygen. Gene Ontology annotation, cellular component: mitochondrion. The coding region runs from base 133 to 354 and encodes 73 amino acids. The transcript is spliced from 2 exons.
CUUAAAUAGGACUUGGCAGGUGGACAAGAAAUUGCAGCUCUCGCUUUCCCUGUGGGGCGCUUUCCAGACCAUUAGAACCGGGCGCGACUGGAGCAUUUAUUUCAGCGUUUGGAUAUAUCCAACAACAGGACGAUGUCAGGCUUGAACCGCUCUUUCAACCUGCUGAGGGGUGUGAUGAAACAUCAAAUCAUACCUAAAGCUAAUAUUUCAGCCAAACCAGCCAAACAUGUGCUGUCCGCUGCGGAGCAAACCUUUGUAAUGGUGACCAUGUUCGCGACCGUCCUCGGCCCCUCUGGAUGGGUCCUGGCAAAUUUGGAGAAGUACAAGAAACGUCCUGGUGGUGGAGCUGCAUAAGAACCAUCCGUCUCCGAGCAUUCCUCCUUACGAAGACUAUUUAACCUUGUUAAAAAUGUUUUAAUAAAUGAAUGUACUUGAAUGCCUCAACUGGUGGCUCUGGUCUGUAUCAAAUAAAAUACUUUCUAUUUUAA